GGAAUUCCCAAUGAAAGCUGGAGGUUGACCAAGAUUAAUGAGCGCUAUGAGCUGUGUGAUACGUACCCUGCCAUUCUGGCCGUGCCUGUAAACAUUCCUGAUGAGGAAUUAAAGAGAGUCGCAUCUUUCAGAUCAAGAGGACGCAUACCAGUAUUGUCGUGGAUUCACCCAGAAAGUCAAGCAACGAUCACUCGCUGUAGCCAGCCGAUGGUGGGAGUGGGUGGCAAACGAAGCAAGGAAGAUGAGAAGUACCUUCAAGCCAUCAUGGACUCUAAUGCUCAGUCCCAUAAAAUCUUCAUAUUUGAUGCGAGGCCUAGCGUGAAUGCUGUAGCCAAUAAGGCUAAAGGAGGGGGCUAUGAGAGUGAGGAUGCCUAUCAGAAUGCAGAACUGGUGUUCCUGGACAUUCACAAUAUUCAUGUUAUGCGAGAAUCGCUGAGGAAACUGAAAGAAAUCGUGUAUCCCAAUAUCGAAGAGACUCACUGGCUGUCUAAUUUAGAGUCAACUCACUGGCUGGAGCAUAUCAAGCUCAUUCUGGCUGGAGCCCUUCGGAUUGCUGACAAAGUGGAGUCGGGGAAGACGUCCGUGGUCGUGCACUGCAGCGAUGGCUGGGACCGGACAGCCCAGCUCACCUCUCUCUCUCUGCUCAUGUUGGAUGGCUACUACCGAACCAUCCGGGGCUUUGAAGUGCUAGUGGAGAAGGAGUGGCUGAGCUUCGGCCACAGAUUUCAGCUGAGGGUUGGCCAUGGGGAUAAGAACCACGCAGACGCGGAUCGCUCUCCUGUCUUCCUCCAGUUCAUCGACUGUGUCUGGCAAAUGACAAGACAGUUUCCUACAGCCUUUGAGUUCAACGAGUACUUCCUGAUCACCAUCCUGGAUCACCUCUACAGCUGCUUGUUUGGGACGUUCCUGUGCAGCAGCGAGCAGCAGAGAGGGAAGGAGGGGCUGCUGGAGAAGACUGUGUCGCUUUGGUCUUACGUCAACAGCCAACUGGAGGACUUCACUAACCCUUUGUACGUGAGCUACAACAACCACGUCCUGUAUCCCGUGGCCAGCAUGCGCCACCUCGAGCUGUGGGUCGGCUACUACAUCCGCUGGAACCCCAGGAUGAAACCACAGGAACCUGUCCACAGUCGCUACAAGGAGCUGCUCGCCAAGCGGGCUGAGCUGCAGAAGAAAGUGGAGGAGCUGCAGAGAGAAAUCACCAACCGUUCCACCUCAUCCUCGGAGAGAGCCAGCUCUCCCGCACAGUGCGUCGCUCCUGUACAGACAGUCGUAUGACAGGGGCUCUUUUUGCCAAAAGUACCUUCCCAGGACCACGGGGCAGCUGUUCCGAAACCCUCUGGAUUUCCAGCGUGGUGUCUGGGAGAUGCCAACCUCUUUAUUUAUUUCUCUCCAGGGUAAUUUAUUAGUACUGUAGCACUAGAGGAAGCUUGAGCAAAACCAAACCAGGC
Molecule: messenger RNA, 1451 nt
Organism: Eurypyga helias (sunbittern)
Lineage: Eukaryota; Metazoa; Chordata; Aves; Eurypygiformes; Eurypygidae
Gene: MTMR2
Product: myotubularin related protein 2
Exons: 9
Biological process (GO): dephosphorylation
Molecular function (GO): phosphatidylinositol-3,5-bisphosphate 3-phosphatase activity
Source: RefSeq, a predicted model, not a curated record